Trematosphaeria pertusa is the source of this 2019-nucleotide messenger RNA. RefSeq lists its product as uncharacterized. The coding region runs from base 1 to 2019 and encodes 672 amino acids. The transcript has 3 exons. Lineage: Eukaryota; Fungi; Ascomycota; Dothideomycetes; Pleosporales; Trematosphaeriaceae. The record is from RefSeq and is a predicted model, not a curated record.
AUGCCUAUAAACAUGGAAAUAGAUCAUAGCUCCGAGGUAAAAGACCUCAGCCUCGAGCGAAGCAAGCACUCGGUCGAGAUUGUCGCCAAAGAUGAGGAAAUCCGGAAGCUGCGAGUGAGCCAGUGCUUGCUGCAGGAUGCGAACAGCGACCUACACGAACAGCUCGAGGAGGAACAGGCCCGAUCGGAUGACCUUGAGAACGCGCUCGAUGAGGCUUUGGUGCAACUCGACGAGCAGAGAGCUGCGGACGAAUUGGCGCAAAACCAACUCCGAACGCAGUCCCGAGAAGUCGCAAAUCUGAAGGCCGAACUUAAGGCGAUGGAAAAUGUUACUUCCGACUCGAACAAAAUUCUUUCCGAGAAGCUCGCCCUCACCCGCGAAUUGUCAUCCUUACGCCCCGAAGUCGAGCAUUUGCGCGCCCAAGUCGAAUCCAACCAAGGGCUGCUCGCCGAGAAACUAUCACUACAGCGCCAGCUGAACACCCUGCAAGUGGAACUCGAGAACGAGAAGCGGACUGCUGCCCGCGCCUUCGCAAAACAGGGAAGGAGGAUGGAGCAGGACGACGAUCUCCGCGGGGAACUGGAGGAAGUCCGCAAAGAGCUCGCCAAGGAGAAGAAGGACCGGUUGAAAGCCGAGGCCGCCCUCGCAAAGGCAGAGAAAGCGGUCGAGAAGGUCCAGUCAGACCUGGAAAACGAACAACAGGCAAUGGAGCGGGCUCAGGUCAAACUGGACAAAGUCACUAAGAAGGAGGCCGGCAAGGCGAGCAAGCGGAACGAGGGACAUGACGCUGAGCUUGAGCAGCUCCGGCAAGAGCUGCAUCAGGAGAAGGCCGCUCGUCUGAAAGCCGAGAAAGCCAGCAAGAAAGGCACCGAACGGGACGCCGAACUUGAGGAGCUUCGCCAAGAACUUGACCGAGAGACACGAGAGCGCCAGAAGCUUGAGAAAGCCAAUAAGAAGGGCAGCCAACAAGAAGGCGUACAGACGGAGGAUCUCAAGAAUGCAUUGGAAGAAGAGAAGCGCGAGCGCAAGAAGCAGGAGGAGGAAUACACCAUGACGCUAGCUGAGCUGCAGGGUCGCAAUGCCGUGCUCGACGACAAGCUCAACGCGUUCAGGGAGAAACUGCGCUCCACCAAAGAAAAGUUGAAAGAGAAGGAAGCCGAGCUUGAUAGGGUCGAGAGAGCCCAAACCGCACCACCGGCCAAGGCCUCCGUGGACUUAGCCAAGAAGCCUGCGAAGAAUGCUCGGAAGCGUAUGGCUGUCUCGGUUGAGCCUGAAACUAAUCUUGGAACUCCUGGAGAUGGCUUCCCGGCGAAGAAAGUGAAGCGUGGUGCUUCCGUUACUGCAGUCGGCGACACUUCUACUUUCUCCCUCACUCCUUUCCUCAAUCGCACGGGGAACAUGGCGCCCGGCGAGACCAUAAUAGAAGAAGAGGAAGAGGAAGAGCAAGGUGUUCCACAGGAGGCAACUCCUACGGCGCCGCCGAAGAAGGCUCCCAAGAAGGCGGCUGCACCAAAGGCCAAACCGCUUGCCCCGUCCGCAUCGAACAAGGCGAACGCAAAGCCCGCUCCUCGCAAGAAGGCCGCAGCGCCAACCCUGGAGAUGGUCACGGAAGAAGCAUCCGAACACUCUCAAUCGAAAGACACCUCCGAAAACGCACCCAUCACAGUUCCCCUCAAAGACAAAUCCCUCGUCCCUAAGAUCAAGCCCCGCAAGUCUCUCAUGUCCUUCGCUACCUUCAACGACGAGCCUGCCGCGGAGAAGAAAAAGAAGCGUAAGCUGGGCACGAGCGCUACGGGCGGUGGACUCGGCAAGACGCUCUUCGAUGCUGACGAGGAAGAUGAGGGGCCCUCCAAACCGAUCGUCAGCAAGGGACUUUUCGCUGCCAGGGCUCUGGGGAAGAGUGUGCUGGGUAAAGGGCCACAAAGGCCAAUCAGCGGCGGGUACAAUAUGAUGUCAGAAGAGGGGUUCACAUUCUCGCCACUCAAGAAGGAUAGAAGGGGUGUGAGUAUCCUGAAGUAA